AUGUUGGCUGCUAAAGGUGACUGUCGAUUGCGUGAGGAGUUUGAUAUUUGGGCGAUGGACAAAUCGGUUUUUUUAACAUUGGCUAUGAUUAAUCCAAAUGGAAGCAUUAACAACAUAAAACGAUUGGAUAAUGAAUUUAAAUAUGUACCCGUGCAGGAAGACAAACUGAAACCGUUAACAGCGUUUCAAUUGUCUGAAAUAUUUGUGUAUGAAUCGUGGAGAACAAAGCCAAAAGCGAAGUUCGAAUGGUCGUGUACGCCCAUAACUAAAGUAAUUAUCCGUUCUGCAUGUUGUACAUUCAUAUUAUUUUUACUUGUGGUAUUUGUAUCGUUUGAAUUUUAUCAUGUUACUAUAAAAAAUUUAAACCAAACUGAAAAUGGUACGAACAUCGAUACAUUAGAUUCAUUUAGUUCGUCUGAUAAUCUAAAAUUAGUCAAUGAAAUACAUCGAAUUUAUUAUAAUGAAACAAAUUCUACUGAAAUUAGUGAGAUUGAACUUAUCUCUCGUAUUAAGCAAAUAAUUGGUAAAAUGAAUCUCGCUUACAAUAUUUAUAUUAUGUCAUCCUUAUGUUAUCUAGUCCAUUUAUUAUGUUUUAUACCAUUGUUAGUGUCGUUUUUAAUGUGUUUACGUUAUGAAAAAAUACUUAAAAACGGCAUUAUUCAUUUAAUGUUUUCGAUUGCUGGUUUCUGUUCAUUACUUCUCUCAUCAUGGACCGAAUUAGACAAGUCAAAUUUAAAAAUGAGUUUUAAUGAUUUGAUGGGUGGUACUUAUAUCGUACAAAUAUUUCUGGCCUUCUAUUCAAUAUUCGAGAAUGAUCGUCUGUACCAAUAUAAUCCUGGAAAUGGUGUAUAA
Molecule: messenger RNA, 852 nt
Organism: Didymodactylos carnosus
Lineage: Eukaryota; Metazoa; Rotifera; Eurotatoria; Philodinida; Philodinidae
Source: the annotation of a GenBank genome assembly